Messenger RNA from Eucalyptus grandis, 1879 nucleotides. RefSeq names its product glucan endo-1,3-beta-glucosidase. The coding region runs from base 98 to 1528 and encodes 476 amino acids. Gene Ontology annotation, cellular component: plasma membrane. Gene Ontology annotation, molecular function: hydrolase activity, hydrolyzing O-glycosyl compounds. The record is from RefSeq and is a predicted model, not a curated record. NCBI's taxonomy places the organism in Eukaryota, Viridiplantae, Streptophyta, Magnoliopsida, Myrtales, Myrtaceae. Gene Ontology annotation, biological process: carbohydrate metabolic process. The transcript has 4 exons.
UUUUCUGGCUUUUAGACAAUGGAGAUCAAACUGGCCGUUCCCAAAUUGACAUGCUGCGCCUUCAUUGAUCUUCUACACCUCCGCAUUUGCAAGUUUUAUGAUCACGGAGAUGUCAAAGAUCAUCCCCAGAAUGUUGUCAGAUUCAGUAUUCGACAUUGUCUUCUUGCUUCUUUGUUCAUCCUUCUUCAUGGAAGGAGCUCGUGCUGGCAUUGGGGUCAACUAUGGCACAGUCGCAGACAACUUACCUCCACCUGCCCAAGUGGCCCAUUUCCUCCUCGAGUCCACCACGAUCGAUCGUAUCAGGCUCUUCGAUGCGGACCCAGACAUACUGAAAGCCUUCGCUAACACCGGCAUCGCCAUCACCGUCACCGUCCCUAAUGAUCUCAUCCCUCAGCUCGCCAAGCUGAGCAAUGCCCAAGACUGGGUGAGAACUAAUGUCGAGCCUUAUGUUCCCGCCACCGAUAUUGUCCGAAUUUUGGUGGGAAACGAAGUGCUGGCGACCGCAAACAGGUUGCUAUUAGGCAACCUGGUGAUGUCGAUGCGGAUGCUGCACGCUGCCCUUGCCAAUGCGUCACUGGACGGUAGGAUCAAGGUUUCCACGCCUCACUCCUUAGGGAUUUUGUCCAGUUCGAGCCCCCCGUCGAGCGGGAAGUUCCGGCAGGGCUACGACGUGCACAUUCUAAGGCCGCUGCUCAACUUCCUCAGGGAGACCGGCUCGCCUUUCUUGGUGAACCCGUACCCAUUUUUCGGCUUCUCCAAGGACACUCUCGAUUACGCGCUGUUCAGGCCGAAUGCAGGGGUGAUGGAUGAGAAUUCCAAACUUGUUUACACUAACAUGUUGGACGGGCAAUUGGACGCUGUCUACUCGGCGAUGAAGGUGCUGGGCUUCACCGAUAUCGAGAUCGUGAUAGCCGAAACAGGAUGGCCCUCAUUGUGUGACUCGACCCAAGUCGGCGUGGAUGCAAAGACGGCGGCAGAAUACAACAGUAAUCUCAUCCGCCAUGUAUCGUCGGGCGCCGGCACGCCCCUCAUGCCAAAACGGACAUUUGAGACCUACAUUUUUGCUCUCUUCAACGAGAAUUUGAAGCCGGGACCGACGUGCGAGAGGAACUUCGGACUCUUCAGGCCGGACAUGACCCCGGUGUAUGAUGCCGGGAUCUUGAGGCCCACGGCUAGAUCAUCGGUGCCGAUCGAUCCCAUUCCAGCCCCGAGCUCCGUGACACUGCCGACGAGUCCGGUGUCCAUGUCACCGCCCAAGGGAACACAAUGGUGCCUGCCCAAAACAGGAGCAGACCCGGAUGCUCUGCAGAGAAAUAUCGAUUAUGUAUGCGGGCUCGGGUUGGAAUGCAGACCGAUAGAAGAAGGUGGCGCGUGCUUUUUGCCUAACACGGUCCGUGCUCACGCGGCAUAUGCCAUGAAUGCGUAUUACCAAGCCAUGGGAGGAAACAACUACGAUUGCGAUUUCAAAGGGACCGGAGCUGUUACUGCCAUCGAUCCAAGCUAUGGAAAAUGCACAUAUCACGGAUGAUGGAGUUUCUCUUGCUCAUCAGAUUAGGAAGAAGAAGAAGACAGAUCGUCCAUCUUCUUUCCUUCUCCAAUUUUGGGACAACUGCAUCUCUCUUCUAGUUCCGCACUGUAGUUCUAAACUCUACAUUUCACAUUUCAUUUUUCACGGUAGAUCGAAGACAGUUAGAAAGGCAAAUGCUAAGAGUCUGCUAGCCAAAUGGAAUUGUAAUUCGUAGUCAUAAAUUUACACUUCUCGUUUCUUUUGGCAACAUGGUCUCGAGCCGCUCAACUCGAGUAGUCAUGAUGACUUUUUUUCGUGAUGUACCUCGUCAUGACAACAGCCAUCUUGGACCGGCCUCAAUACAAUGAGUAA